This is a messenger RNA of Bactrocera latifrons, 1481 nucleotides long. Its product is annotated as mucin-2. NCBI's taxonomy places the organism in Eukaryota, Metazoa, Arthropoda, Insecta, Diptera, Tephritidae. The record is from RefSeq and is a predicted model, not a curated record. Gene Ontology annotation, molecular function: chitin binding. Gene Ontology annotation, cellular component: extracellular region.
GCCUUGUAGGCAACAUAUUACUACAGUCAUUUUCGGCAAGCACAUUAAAAUAUUAAAGAAGUGGCCAAGUGCGGUUUCAUUGAGUUGAAAAUGAAGAAUAUUUUCGUAUUGGCCAGUGCCUUGCUAGUCCUAGUAGGUAGUGUAAAUACCGCCAACUUGAGUCAAAGUGCACGCGCCGCCGAUAAUGCCCUAUACAGUCGUUUUUUGUGUCGCAAUAGACAGAAUGGCUUCAAGACAAUAGUGCCUGGCAGUUGCACCAGCUACUAUACGUGUUAUAAUGGUGCAAGCCUACAAAUCGAUUGCCCUUACUACUAUGAUGGUGUGAAAAAGAUGUGCGUCGAUCAAAAUCCAGGUUGUGUUGAAGAUCUUGCUGAAGUUGCGACCGCGCCGAGAGCUAUUAGUGCAGCACCUUGUGAUGGUAUUGUUAAGGGUUACGUUGUUGGUCAAAAUCAGGCGGAAUGGUAUCAGUGUCUCAAUAGUGCUGUGAUAAGUUCUGGCGUUUGUCCCAGUGGACAGGAAUAUAAUUUGAUAUUACUGCAAUGUGAUGUUAAAUCGUCAUGCGGUGGAGCUGAUCAACCAUCAUGCAGUGGAAAUGAUGGAACUACUCCUGCCCCAGCCACUGAAGCUCCAACUCAAACUCCAUGCGCGCCAGCAACUAUCACAACGUCUUGCGCACCAACAACGACUACUACCAUUCGCCCACCAAUAACUACCACAACUACAUGCGCACCAACAACAACUACUACUACUCGCGCACCAAUAACUACUACAACUACUUGCGCACCAACAACAACUACAACUACUCGUGCACCAAUAACUACCACAACUACCAACUGUAACACCAACGGUAACCCCGACACCAUGUUCCCCAACGACAGUUAAGCCACCGUGCACACGAACAACACCACCAUGCACAACAACUCCAUGCCCAACUAUAACUACACCAUGCCCGCAAAGCUCUCUGUAUAUAAACAACGUACCACACGAAACCCCAAGCGAAACAUUACAGUCCAACAUAUUUGUGCGACCAUCUCAGCAAGCGGUCCGACCCAUAUCUGUCUUACCACCGCAAUCUCAUCAAUCUAAUAUGGAUUUAUACAUAAAAUACGUUUGUCAAGAUAAACCAACCGGUUUUAUGCUACCCUCACUGCGAAGCUGCAACGAAUACUUCAUUUGCCGUAACGGUCUUGCACUGAAAGUCAGUUGUGGCAGCGCCUAUUUCAACGCCAUGAAGGGACAAUGCGAUUUGCCGGCGAAUAGCGGUUGCAUACAACCAUAUCAGCAUUGAAACUUUGACUUUGAACUAUAAAUGCCAAUUCAUUUAUGAUAAAGGGAGAAACGAAAACAUAACGAUAAUUAUUGCACUACAAUAUAUACAUACAUACACAAGUUUAUAUGGAAAUGUAUAUGUAUUCGUAAUUUGGUAAAGAUUCUAAAUAUAUAACAUAUAUUAUUGAGCAAGCUAUUCAAGAGAAUGUAAA